AUGGAGUUCAACGUCCCUUCGUCAUCCUCGUCCGACGACGAUACAACUUCAUCUAGUUCUUUUGAAUUUGAAGAAGCCAUCAACGAGGUGGUAAUGACAACGAUCAAUUUAAUGGUUCAAGUUGCUAGCGAGGACAAUGAAACGGAUGACCAACCGAUUAGAAGAAGAACUCAGAUUAUGCGGGAUCGUGCCGCAGGACAACAACGGCUGAUGCAAGACUAUUUCGGGGAGGAGCCGGUAUAUGACGCGAAGAUAUUUAGACGUCGGUUUCGCAUGAGUAAACGUCUAUUUACCCGUAUUACAAACGACAUGGAGGAAGAUUAUGAUUAUUUCAAACAAAAGUACGACGCUCGUGGGUAUCUUGGCUUUACUACAUUACAAAAGUGUAAUGCGGCCAUCCGACAACUCGCAUAUGGCACAAGCGUUGAUUCAUUUGACGAGUACCUGGGAAUGUCUGCCAGGACUGCGCGAGAGUCACUCACACACUUUUGUAAAGGUGUGAUUGAGUUGUAUGGGCCGGCUUAUUUACGACGUCUGACUUGGAGUGAUCUCCAAAGGAUGUACGACGUGCAUGAGCACGUUCACGGUUUCCCUGGUAUGAUCGGUAGUAUCGACUGCAUGCACUGGAAGUGGGAACAAUGCCCUACCGCUUGGCGUGGUACACAUACUAGAGGCGACAUUGGCAAACCGUCGUUAAUAUUGCAGGCGGUUGCAUCUUAUGAUCUUUGGAUACAGAAUGCAUAUUUUGGUCAACAAGGUUCUCACAACGACAUCAACGUGUUUGAGUCUUCGUCGGUUCUCGAAGAGAUUAUAAACGGGUUGGCACCAAGUUCAGCGUUUUAUGCGAGCGAUAAUUACUACAAACGCGGAUAUUAUUUAACUGAUGGUGUUUAUCCGGAGUACGCAACGUUCGUAAAGACGUUCACCGAUCCUAUUGAUCUUAAAAGAAAAUAUUUCAAGAGAAAACAAGAAUCGGCAAGAAAAGAUAUCGAGCGAGCGUUUAGAGUUCUUCGAAAGCGAUGGCACGUCAUCAAUUAUCCAGCAAGAUACUGGACAAAGGAAAAAAUGCAUGACGUCAUUUACACAUGCAUUAUUUUGCAUAACAUGAUAUUGGAAGACGAAAACAAAGCCAUUUGCCAAGAUUACAAUGAGAAUGACCCUUCAUUGUUCCCGGAGUAUUGGACACAAGAAGUAUCAUCGGAGACACGAAUCGAGAACAUAAUGGAUAUAAAGAAUAGAGAAACACACAACAUGCUUAUGUCUGACCUGAUCGAUCACCUAUGGGACAACAAACAACCAGGAUACGAGGCGGAACUCGUUAACGAGGAUGAAGGAGAUAACGAGGAUGAAGAUAAUAACGAUGUAGUCGACCUCGACCUAAACGAGUACGUUAGUGACGAUGAGUAG
Messenger RNA from Helianthus annuus (common sunflower), 1407 nucleotides. Its product is annotated as protein ALP1-like. The coding region runs from base 1 to 1407 and encodes 468 amino acids. NCBI's taxonomy places the organism in Eukaryota, Viridiplantae, Streptophyta, Magnoliopsida, Asterales, Asteraceae. The record is from RefSeq and is a predicted model, not a curated record. The transcript is spliced from 2 exons.